Mytilus californianus (California mussel) is the source of this 2041-nucleotide messenger RNA. RefSeq names its product integrin beta-like protein C. NCBI's taxonomy places the organism in Eukaryota, Metazoa, Mollusca, Bivalvia, Mytilida, Mytilidae. The record is from RefSeq and is a predicted model, not a curated record. The coding region runs from base 64 to 1692 and encodes 542 amino acids. Gene Ontology annotation, molecular function: chitin binding. The transcript has 10 exons. Gene Ontology annotation, cellular component: extracellular region.
ACCAUCGGGCAUUCGAUGCAAAUUCAACAUACCAAAUUAUAAAAGAUAUUAGCUUUUAGCAAGAUGUAUUUUUCUUCGAUAUUUUGGUGUACUUGUAUAUUAUACUUAGCAGAGAGCAGUCACUUUCGUGGGGGCAUUAUAACAUGGAAGCCGGCUGGAAAUAACCAGAUUGAGAUUAACUACAGAGUUGGUUUCCGUAGAAGUAGAGCUCUCCAUAUGUGCGAUGAGAACACAAUCCAAAACGGGACAUUACUCUCUGGUGAAGGGGCUUUGACGUGCCUAAAAGGAUGCAGUGGAUCAAUUACUACUAUGUCCUAUUACUGUACCGACUUUAGUACAACUGAAGACUGGACAACAGGCACCAACAGCGUUAAAUACAAUCUUUCAACUGCAAUUGACAGCCUUCAUUUCGGUUUUUCGGGCUGUUGUUGGAUAAAUUUAGUUGAAGGCGGUUCAAGCUGGAAAAUGCGGACAAUAGCAGAUUUGACCAUACGAAAUGAUACAGGGAAAAUAAAUUCUUCUCCAAUCUCUGCAAUGCAGCCUAUUAUAAGAUUCAGUUAUGGAUGUGACUAUACAUUGAAAAUACCAGUUUCUGAUGAUGAUGGUGAUGUUGUAAAGUGUCGGUGGUCUACAAAAACUCCAAAUGAUGAAUGCGGUGGAGUAUGUGAAACACUGAGUGGUUCUUAUUUAGAUGAGAGUUCAUGUAUUUUGACCUACAAUGCAACAACAUCCGUUGGUUGGUAUGCUGUAGCUUUGCAAAUCGAAGACUUCAAGAAUCCUUCCGAUACAGUUCCUUUAAGCAGUGUUUCUAUGCAGUUUCUGAUUGUUGUUGGUAAUUCAAGCGAAAUGUGUGCCUCGAGACCAGUUUUACCGACCAAUAAAAUAACUGACGGUUUGGUUCAUCAUAUUUCUGACAACAAUAUUUUUAAUGAGACGAUUAUUGCUAGAAGUGGUUUGGAAACAUUAAGAGUAACAGCAAUUGACACAGUUUCACCUAUAGGAAUGAUUAAAUCAGAGUUGUUGCCAUAUGGAUCGACUGGUAGAGAAUGGUUUGUGACAGUAACUUGGAAACCAACUAAAAUCCAGGUUGGCAGCCACUUGUUUUGUUAUACGGCAGUCGAUGAUAAAGGUCAAACAUCAGAACAGAUAUGCGCUAAACUUGUGGUAGAUGGUGAAGUGGCUGAUGACCUCGAAAAUGACGAUAUGAUAGUUCUCAAUACCGGCUGCAAUGCUUUCAAAACACCAGACGAUGUCGUUACGAAGUGCAGUGAAGCGGUAGCAGCCGACCCGCCACUGUUUUACCUGGAGUCAAGUUGCCCUUCGCAUUUUGUUCAGUGUAACGAGCGUGGAAUUGCAUAUAUUAUACCCUGUGCUCCAGGAACCGAAUGGAGCCAGCAAAAGAUGACAUGUGUACAUACAGUAGCUGAUGAUGCGACUGAUGACCUUAAAACUGACGAUGUAAUAGUUCUCGAUACCAACUGCAAAGCGUUCAAAACACCAGACGAAGUCGUUACAAAGUGCAGUGAAGCGGUGAAAGCCGACCCGCCAUUGUUUUACCUAGAGUCUAGUUGUCCUUCACGUUUUGUUCAGUGUACUGCGCAUGGAAUUGCAUAUAUUAUGCCCUGUGGUCCAGGAACUGAAUGGUGCCAGCAAAAGUUGACAUGUGUACAUACAGGAUCUUGCAAGCCUUGAUUUUAAUUAUUCUACCAAAUACUUAGAGGACUUUACCAGUCUGUUCAUACUUUAUCUAUCUUCUGAUUUUUUUGGUCAUAUCCUUGACAUGUCUAAUGAACAUUAUUAGACAGAAUAAUAGAUUAGUGCGUGCGAGUAUUAUUAACAUUGUUUCCUUACAUAACAAUUUGAAUGUGUGUUUCUAAACUGGUCACAUUUUUUCUUAAUUCUAUUUUUUGUUUAAUCUUUUAUCUCUAAAGAACAUUUAUUUGUUGAUUUAUCUUAUCAUCAUAUCAGACUUUUGUAUGACUUUAAUAUAACAAAUUCAUUGUAUAUAAACUGCAUCGUAUAAUAAAUGUUUUUUUUCUUG